AUGGCUCCUUUUGUGCGGCUCUCGGCGCUGUCCGUCUCAGAGGGGUUUGCCCUUUGGAAACAGGAUGACAGCUCAACAGAGAGAGAGAGAAAAGAAUCUAUAUUGUCACUUUCCCACCCACCCCCGUCCCCAAAUUACAGGCUCAUAGCCUUGCUGUUAGGUCACAAAGCCCUAAAAGCUUUGCUGAGGUCGUUGGUGGAUCUUCAGGACGAGCUGCUCUGCCAGUAUUCAGGCACGAGACAUCUGGUCGGUGGUGGACAAUCUGUGGAAGAAGAGAGCGCCGAAGAGAUCCCAAGUGGGAGCGACAACGGAGACGAAGGAGGGAGCAUGAAGAGAAGGAGGCUGCCAAAACAACCGGCCAAGCGGAAGCUCACGAUGGACGAAUACCCCGAGUUUGUGACCAAGCGGUUUGCCGACUUCCGGCCCUAUAGGAACAGCACCUUGCAGAAGUGGCACGACAAGACGAAGCUGGCCUCCGGAAAACUGGGAAAGGGUUUCAGCGCCUUUGAGCGUUCAGUCUUGACUCAGAUUGAUCAUAUUCUGACGGACAGAGAGAGAUUGCUCCGGCGGACGCGGACCAAGCGCUCGGCGUACAGGGUUCUGGGGAAGACGUCACGGGAGCCCGAGACACUUCCAGAAGCUGUCCCAGGACAUACGGUAAGGGAUUUCCCCACGCUCAGCCAGAGAGGGUGA
Messenger RNA from Sphaerodactylus townsendi, 693 nucleotides. Its product is annotated as protein AATF-like. Bases 1 to 693 code for a protein of 230 amino acids. The record is from RefSeq and is a predicted model, not a curated record. NCBI's taxonomy places the organism in Eukaryota, Metazoa, Chordata, Lepidosauria, Squamata, Sphaerodactylidae. Gene Ontology annotation, cellular component: nucleolus. Gene Ontology annotation, biological process: regulation of transcription by RNA polymerase II. The transcript has 4 exons.